Molecule: messenger RNA, 4768 nt
Organism: Pygocentrus nattereri (red-bellied piranha)
Lineage: Eukaryota; Metazoa; Chordata; Actinopteri; Characiformes; Serrasalmidae
Gene: slc6a2
Product: solute carrier family 6 member 2
Exons: 15
Coding region: 426-2300 (624 amino acids)
Biological process (GO): sodium ion transmembrane transport; dopamine uptake involved in synaptic transmission
Cellular component (GO): neuron projection; neuronal cell body membrane; presynaptic membrane
Molecular function (GO): dopamine:sodium symporter activity; norepinephrine:sodium symporter activity
Source: RefSeq, a predicted model, not a curated record
ACUUCCGCUGAGAGUGACUGUAAGCAGCAGUACAGCAGAGCAGAGCUGAAGAGAGCAGAGCUGAACAGAGCGGCUAUCAGGCUUAACCUGUUGACUGUGAGCGCGCUGGAAACGCAUGGAGGGCUUUUUAGUAGCUGAGCUGAUCGAAGCGUGAGAACCCAGUGCUGCUGAUGAAGCAGAGGAGCCGUUUCCACCUCGCCACGACGCAAAGUCUCUCAGCGGAGACGCGCUUUGUCCACGCUCCUCUUCCACCUCCACCUCCUCCUCCUCAUCAUCACCAUCAUCAUCAUCAUCAUCAUCAUCGCCAUCAUCACCAUCAUCACUAGCAGCGGCACCCGUCUCCCCUUCGCCACACCGAAGGGCGCACAAGAGCGAGAGCGCGAGCGCGGCGAGCUCCCGGAGAGGCGCGCGACCGGCGAUCCGCGAUGAACGUGCACGUGAUGUCCGAGCACAAGCUGUCCUCGGUGGCACCGCUGAAGCCGUACAAUGCGGAGAAGAAGGAUGUGGAGCUCAUCCUGGUCAAGGAGCACAACGGCGUCCAGUACACCAGCUCGAGCGUGGCGGGCUCGCGCACGUGCCCCCGCACCUCCUCUUCCGCCGAUCGCGAAGACCGGGAGACAUGGGGCAAGAAACUGGACUUUCUGCUGUCCGUCAUAGGCUUUGCUGUGGACUUGGCCAACGUGUGGAGGUUCCCUUAUCUGUGCUAUAAGAACGGAGGAGGGGCCUUCCUGAUCCCAUACAUCAUGUUCCUGUUCAUUGCGGGGAUGCCACUCUUUUACAUGGAGCUGGCUUUGGGCCAGUAUAACAGAGAAGGUGCAGCCACUGUGUGGAAAAUCUGCCCUGUCUUCAAAGGCGUUGGCUACACUGUGAUCAUCAUAGCUUUGUAUGUGGGCUUCUACUACAACGUCAUCAUAGCGUGGUCUCUGUACUACCUGUUCUCCUCAUUCACAAGUGAACUGCCCUGGCAACACUGUAACAACACAUGGAACAGCCCCCUGUGCAAAGACCCCAAACUCAUCAAUGGCUCCUCCUUACUGGGUAAUGCAUCCUAUGCCAAGUACAAGAGAACGCCUGCUGCAGAAUUCUACGAACGUGAAGUGCUGCACUUCCAUGAGAGUCAAGGGAUUCAUGACCUCAAAGAACCUCGCUGGCAACUCACCCUUUGCCUUGUGGUGGUGGUGUUCAUUCUCUACUUCAGUCUGUGGAAGGGUGUUAAAUCCUCUGGAAAGGUGGUUUACAUCACUGCCACCAUGCCCUACAUUGUGCUGCUGGUGUUGCUGAUUCGAGGCAUCACUCUACCUGGUGCUCUGAAUGGAAUCCGUGCGUAUCUCCACAUUGACCUAAAGAAGCUCAACAGCCCUGAAGUGUGGAUUGAAGCUGCCACUCAGAUUUUCUACUCUCUGGGGGCAGGUUUUGGAGUCCUUAUCGCCUUUGCCAGCUACAAUAAAUUUGAAAAUAACUGCUACAGGGAUGCCAUCCUGACCAGCACUAUCAACUGCGUCACCAGUUUCUUCUCAGGGUUCGCCAUCUUCUCAGUGCUGGGUUACAUGGCCCAUGAGCAUGGUGUCAGCAUUAAGGAAGUGGCCACUGAAGGGGCUGGUCUAGUGUUCAUUAUCUACCCAGAGGCCAUUUCCACUCUUCCUGGCUCCACUUUCUUUGCCAUAUUCUUCUUCAUCAUGCUCCUGACCCUCGGCAUCGACAGUUCUAUGGGUGGAAUGGAAGCAGUCAUCACUGGACUCACAGACGACUUCAAAAUCCUCAGGAGGAACAGGAAAUUGUUCACCUUCGUCACCGCAUUUGGAACCUUUCUGGUUGCCUUAUUGUGCAUUACCAAAGGAGGGAUCUAUGUCUUCACUCUGCUGGACACCUAUGCUGCAGGGACGUCUAUUCUAUUUGGGGUUCUCGUGGAGGCCGUAGGAGUGUCCUGGUUCUAUGGCGUGGACAGAUUCAGUGAGGACAUUGAACGGAUGAUGGGCUUCAAGCCAGGACUCUACUGGAGGCUCUGCUGGAAGUUCGUCAGCCCUGUUUUUCUACUGGUUGUGGUGAUAGCUAGCAUUCUCACCACCCGUGAGCUCAAAUAUGACAACUACAUCUUCCCUUACUGGGCUAAUUUGGUGGGCUGGGGCAUCGCUAUGUCCUCAAUGAUGUUCGUGCCCUUGUACGCCAUCUACAAGUUCCUCAGCUUGCCAGGCACCUUUAAGCAGCGGAUAGCAUACUGCAUUACUCCCGAGCAUGAACAUCACUUGGUGGCAGAGGGGAAUGUGAGGCAGUUUAAGCUAAAACACUGGCUUGCCAUCUAAUGUGGCCUGGAGAUGAAGUGCUAUGACGAAUCCCAGGUGGCUGAUGGAGAAGAUGUGCUGUGUGUGUGGUUCCUGAGAGAAAGGUGCCUCCAGUGAGGUGGACAAAGCGAAGCGAUGACUUCUGUGUAUUUCUCCACCACUUACCCUACCGUCCACGCCACUCCGCUUCUGUCCUGUGGCUGACUUUUUUUCCCAUUGGUGGAUGAAAUCCGUGUUUUUUAUGUCUGUAUUUUUUAGUUUUGAUUUUUUUUUAUGUUGACAUUACACCUCUGAAACCUCAGAAAGCUCCUCAUAAGAGUGCCAUGCCGGGACAUAACAGGUAUUUUCCAGUUUUGAUGACCAUGUUUUUAGUUUAGGUUUUUUUUUUUCAUUUUAGAUUUCAUUUUAGAUGACUUUGUGGCUCCCCUUCUCCUCCAAUGUAAAUCAUUCAGUGUCUGUAAAAAUAGAAACAUACCAAAACACAGUAAUUUUAUGUCUGCAAGAGUGAGUUGCAUGUGUGUGUCAGCAAGCAUGACCAGUAAAAUAACACAUAAUAGUCUUUUUUAAAGAAAAAAAUCAAGAUAUAAUGUGUUACACACACCUUUAGUUAGGUGUGCAGUAGAUAUCCUUUCAUUAGCCCAGUGUUUGGUGGAGAACAGAAUUACCCUGGCCUUUCUAUCACUGCCCAAGGAUCUCUCACCCUCUUUCCUGUACCAGACCAUCAUUUGAAGUAGUAAAAGAUAGCUUGCAGGUAAUACCUGAAACCAAUUUUGCUUUCUAGACAUGCACCACAAUGUCAGUGCCUUACUGUCAACUUUCUAAUUGAUAGAUUUGCUGCUCAUUCUCACAAACCCUAAACUUGGGUGCUCACUGCAACUAAAGCAUUAAAUUACUGUCCUUUUUGAUAUUCACAAAACCAAAGGCACAUCAUACUGUCACCUUUCCAAAUGGACCAGGUGUUAUGCUUUUAGUUGUACCCAAAAGAGAUCAAAAGCUUUCCUGUGUGUAUGUGUAAGACAAAAAAGGGAAUAGCACAUUUUACACUUCAACGAUCAUUUCAAGGCUUAAGUUACAGAUGACCUGUAAUUACAAUCCAAAACAAAAUUUAAUGGCAUACUACGAUAAUGCAGGACCUUUUACAUCUUUGAGGCAAUCUUUGUUACUUUUUCUUCAGUCUUUGUUGAAUUUGCACUAUACAAAGAGUUCUUCUUCUGAUUGGGUAACCAGUUGUAAUAAGAUGUGUUAAUAUAUCAUUGGUGAGGUGUUAGGUAUUUCUUAUUAAUCAUUAAUAAAAUGUUAUUUGUGCAUUGAUUAACAUUAGCAAAUGCAUUUCCAUGUGUGAAUAAAUUAGCUGAUGGCUUAUAGAUCAUAUUAAAAUGUGAUAGUUUUGCAAAUGUUUUUAUAAUGUUAGGAUUUUAGGUUUUAUGGUAGUGCUUAAAAGUCCACUUUUAAUUUUUGUGAAUUAUUUUUAGCCUUCGUUGCACAGGUAGAUUACUGCGCAGUUCUUCAAAACUCCUCAUAGAAAAUAGCAAUAUGAAGAGAAGAAUAAAGUUAUGUAACAUAUAAAAAAUAUAUAUGAACAAAAGUUUAACAAAGUAGAACAUAAUUGGCCUUGCUUGUGGAUGACCCUCAUCUCCUUUCUCUCAGCGCAGUGGUAUCUGUUAGCUAACAUAACAGACUUUGCAGUUAGCAUUCUCCUCCAAGUGUGUUGAGUUAUCCAGUGAUGCUGUGUUAGCGGCAGUUUGAAAAUAUGUGAUGUUGCUUCACAUUCCUCAAAGGAAGCACGUGCUAGCCUUUGGCCUCCAAGUCUGGUGGAGUCGAUUUUACUCUACAGACUCUGUAUUACUCUGUAUUUGUAGACCACAUGAAUCUGAAGCUGAUUGCAACAUGGCUUAGUGCAUGUUCCAUAUAAGCCAUGAAAUACAGUCCUGUGCAAAAGACUACCCUACAUUUAAUUUCCAGUCAAAAUAGACAUUACAUCAUAGUUAUUCAUUUUCAGAAGAUGUUUCUGAGGACAUUCUAUGUAAGAUAUAUGUAUAAGAAAACAAAAUCAAUGGAAAAAAAUAUUGACUAACGUUGCUUUCAUCUUUGAGAGAACCAGAAACCAACAUACAACCAACUUCUGAGACAGAUUUUGUAGAAGUGGGAAAACAUCCCUGUAAAUUACUUCCAAAACUGAAAGCAAGUCUACUGAAAAAAUAGAUACUGUGAUAAACGCAAAGGGUGGACACAGUAAAUACUGAAGAACUUGAUACUAUAUUUAAUUCACUGAAAUUAUCUGUUAAAUAAAUGAAGUAUUUUGUUCCAGAUUGCUGUAGCAAUUUUAGGUAUGUAGUUUUUGAAAACAAUAAUAGCUAACAUUUAUUUCACUAAUGAAGAUGUUAUUAAUCAUAAUGUAGUAAGACUACUCCCAACAGUGUAUAUUGAAGAAAAAAAAAACAGUAAUGCGUUUUGGAACAAAACCUUUCAUACUGAAAAAUGAGUAACAU